AUGUCUUCAAUUUUAAACUAUUUCUUCCGCCCGAAACGCGCAACUACUGAAGAAGUGAGAAAAAAUGAAAGGCAGACAUUCCUUGAGAAGCUUAUUCGAAGAUGGAAAAUUGUGACUAGUUUAUAGAAUUUUUCGGAAAAGCCAUAUCUAUUUUUUGUUCAUUUCCGUCCAGGGACAGUCUCUGCAAACGGUCGAGAGCGUGACGUCUACAGCCGCCGCCUGUACUCCUGGAGAACGCAGGUCUGACGUCGGUCGAGCUUCUGACUUUGGCGGGAUUUAGAAUCCUCCGCUCGUCGGACGGCGCCGAGGUGACGCUGUGUGCCGAAGACGUCCGCCAAAUCACAGUCAUUUACAAUAUGUUUCAAGGUACUCCUAUCAAGUUUACCUAAUGUGCAAAGCUUGAAAAUAUAGCCUUUUUUCUUUAGAAUUCUAUGAUAUUUCAAACUCAAUGCCACUCAGAGUGGUCCUUUGUAUCAAAAAAAAAAGUUGAACAGCAUUGCCGCCCCAAAGCGACGAAACGCCGACGGUGAUCAUUCCAGUGGCACUGUCAGCAGACGUCGUCGACAAGGUUCAUAUUCUGAAUCUUUCUUCAGAGUCGUCUUCAGAUUGUCAAGUGGUGUAGGACGCCACAAAAGAACGCUAGAGUGGACACUCUAUUCCCAGGUAUAUCGGUCCCCGAAGCCUUGAACGUCAUUGAGGUGAGGUUUCUCUGUCAAGAAAGUUUUGAACGAGCAUCAUGAUCUGAAAAAAAUUGUAUAAGAAGCCAGUUUUCUUUUCUGAAGCCGUUUUUGUUAUUUGUAGGGUUUCUCGGCGCAUUUUGGACGCAUAUUUGUAUGAAAAACAAGAAUGAGAAUUCUACAGGCGUGUCUCUUCCUGGAGAUCGGAAGCCUUUGCGAACUCGUCAGCAAAUGGGUCGCCGACAAGCUCGAGGGGAAAACUCGCGAAGAAAUGCGUUUGAUCAUGGGACGUCCCGAGAGUAGUCUCAGUCAAGAAAGCAAAACUAUGGUAAAGACAGGGGACGUGUGA
Molecule: messenger RNA, 1026 nt
Organism: Caenorhabditis auriculariae
Lineage: Eukaryota; Metazoa; Nematoda; Chromadorea; Rhabditida; Rhabditidae
Source: the annotation of a GenBank genome assembly